This is a messenger RNA of Alternaria viburni, 1179 nucleotides long. RefSeq lists its product as uncharacterized. NCBI's taxonomy places the organism in Eukaryota, Fungi, Ascomycota, Dothideomycetes, Pleosporales, Pleosporaceae. Gene Ontology annotation, cellular component: plasma membrane. Bases 1 to 1179 code for a protein of 392 amino acids. The transcript is spliced from 4 exons. Gene Ontology annotation, biological process: water transport; glycerol transmembrane transport. Gene Ontology annotation, molecular function: water channel activity; glycerol channel activity. The record is from RefSeq and is a predicted model, not a curated record.
AUGACUACUCAAGGGCCCAUGGCCCCAGGGCCGUCGAUUACACGGGAUUGGGCAGACGACCGCUCUGAUGAUCGUCUACACAGUGUUACGUCUGGUACGAGCGCCACGCCUUUGACCCAAGCGCAGACACAGCAUUCGGCGCAUUCUACCAACUCUGAACUCUCGGCCCAUCGAACGUCGUCGAGCGCACAACGGAAGCGAUCGGUCCUCGGCUUGCACCCUCAAGCACCCAUCGACGAAGAGCAUGACCACGGUGCGGCGUCGGAGUUGCUUUGGUCGCGUAUAAGGACGGUGAUGAGGGAGCCGUUCGCGGAGUUCUGGGGCACCGCUAUAAUGGUGAUGUUCGGUGACGGAGCGGUUGCGCAGGUGUUACUUUCGACUGGACAGACGACUGCUCCAGGUGGUAACGGGUUCGGGCAGUAUCAGUCGAUCAACUGGGGUUGGGGCCUAGGUGUCAUGCUCGGGCUGUACGUCGCAGGCGACUCGGGCGCAUAUCUCAAUCCGGCGAUUACUCUAAGCAACUGCAUCUUCCGUCAGUUGCCGUGGCGGCGGUUCCCGAUGUACUUCGCUGCACAGAUGCUUGGUGGUUUCGUCGGGUCCGGGAUCGUAUACGCGAACUACAUCAGCUCCAUCGACUGGUUCGAGGGCGGGAAGAUGCGAACAGUGCCCCCGGCUGAGAAGGCUACAGCAAACAUCUUCUGCACCUAUCCGCAGCCAUUCCUUACCAAGGCCAACCAGUUCUUCUCGGAGUUCAUCGCAAGUACACUGUUGAUGUUCGUCAUCUUCGCGUUGAAAGACCCGAGCAAUAAUGGUGUUCCGAAGUCCGACAAAUGGUUCCCACUGUGCCUAUUCUUCCUCAUCUUCGGGCUGGGAUCUUGCUUCGGCUGGCAGACUGGUUAUGCGAUCAAUAUCGCUCGUGACUUUAGCCCAAGACUGAUGUCUUAUGCGGUCGGGUAUGGUCAUGAGGUGUGGUCCGCUGGCGGCUACUACUUCUGGAUCCCGAUGGUGGCACCAUUCCUUGGCUGCGCGUUUGGAGGAUUCCUCUACGACAUCUUCAUCUACACGGGACCCAGUCCUAUCAACUCGCCAUGGCUUGGCUUGAAGCAGCUCACUCCCGGUAACGCGAUGCGAGCGAGGAGAGAGCACCUAAGGAGAGAGAAAGAAGAGGGGAUUGUAUAA